AUGAUUCGCAUCGUCCCCGAAUUACGUUCCACGCUGAGAUCCCACGGGCUCCCAGACACGCUUAGGAAGUCCGCACACCUGAUAACUCAGCUCGCCGACCCCCGAGAUCCUGACCAGAUUAGAAGUGCUCCUCAGAAACUUGUCCGUGUACAUCUGGAUGAUUACUGUUACCUCCCUGCUCAGCUUGAUGCGGCUAGAGAUGCUCUUCGGGGUAUGCUUCGACGUCUUGGUCACGCAGAUGUUCACGUUGACAUCAUUUUUGGGUCAAAUGUUGCCAAUGUCGAUAUCACCGAUGAUCAAAGUUUCGAUGUCCAGAAGGUGCAGUUGGGGAUUCGUUUGGCGGAUGCGAAGGUCACUGAGGUUCUUGAGCGGUUUCUUCCCGGUAAGCAGGUGGAUCUGUUGCCAUACAUUACUCGUCAGUACGGACUGGAUGUUCCCGCCGUUGUCGUUGCCGUUGGGCCCUUGUGUCGUACCAAUUGGCUUAGGUUGAGGCGACUCAUUCUGGCAGAGGUGAGGAGAUACACUAAAAUGUUCUUGGAGGUUGAAUUCCACCCCGUCUAUCAGGAGGAUCAGGUGAAGCAGGAGGAUUGA
Penicillium subrubescens is the source of this 591-nucleotide messenger RNA. RefSeq lists its product as uncharacterized. The record is from RefSeq and is a predicted model, not a curated record. Bases 1 to 591 code for a protein of 196 amino acids. The transcript has a single exon. Lineage: Eukaryota; Fungi; Ascomycota; Eurotiomycetes; Eurotiales; Aspergillaceae.